CCACACCUACACCAACACAUAUCGGCUACCACAUAAUAAUUAGACGUUAUUGUUUCUAUAAUCAACGAUACUAGCGCUUAGUACUAAACUGUACUGUUGUAUUUUAAUACCCCACUCUAGAACAAAACUGACGCAAAUUCUGUUAUAAGGUUAUAACCUAGCUGAAUUAAUAUUUUAAUAGCCGUAUACAUUUACGCCGUAUACAUUCACAAUAUUUGAAAUAUUUAAUUGUUUUAUUUAUUUAUUUUAAAAUGGCUGCUGAAAAAUAUUUAAUGCAACUUGAAGCAAACCGUUUGUUAAAUGAAGUAGAACAAACUCCUCCCCCAAAAAUGUCCAAUUUUUAUUGGAAAAAUUAUGCUGGACACAAAUAUAAGGCUUUCAUUCCCACUCCAAAUCGCAGGAUGUAUUAUAAUCUAGAAGAAUAUGAAGGAGACAUGAAUAUCAACGAAUUCGAUAAUAACAGAUGGACAUCUGCGAAAAAGUGUGUACUGUUAGCUGUUUCAAAUACCCACCCUGCAGAUAAAUCUUUUAUUAAUCAUAUGGACUUUUUGAUUGCUAAUUUGUAUGAAUGGUAUGAACGAAACAAUGAACUCUUGUCAAACAUUGGAGGUGAUGUGGAAGAUUUAAAUGCAAAUCUGUAUAAACACUAUGUCAUUAAUAAAUACUUAGUGGAUGAUAUACAAAAUAUUCCAAUGGAAUUAAGAGGAAAACAUGCAGACUUCAGAAGUACAAUAACAAUACAUCCUGCUCUUGAUGAAGCAAGAAUAAUUUAUGCAAUGAACAUGGGAUUUAAAUUAGCAGCAAAACGUUUUGCCAAUGAUCAAAAUCGUGGAGUUUAUGCCUAUGGUCGUCAUGAUCAUGGAUUUUCUUACUAUUAGACUUGAUUUAUUUCCGUGAUUUUCGGAGUUGCUUUAUUGUGUACUAAUAAUUAUAAUUUAUUAAGUUUAAUUUUAUGUUUAAAUGCCUAAAUGCCUAUAAUUAAUUUAUAUUGUAUUAAAAUAGUUUCUAAACUAAAAGCAAUCGAUCUAUCUAUGUAGAAAAUAUGAAUGAACAAUGGAGCCUUUAGAUUUGGAAACUACUAAGCCAAUAUUGACACCAAAUUUUUCACAUGUAUUCUUUGAGACUUAGAUUACAAAGAUACAAUUAUAAUUUUCAAUAUUUUUGAUUAUUUAACCUCUAUAAGCAAAUCUUGUGAUGAGGACAUGAGGUAAAUGAGUUACAACAUGUAGCUAUAGUAUAGUAAUUUCUUAAAAAUAAUAGUUAUUUAAAUUAAAUAAAUUAAAUAGCUUAAGUUAUUUAAAUUAAAUUGAUAUGAAAGUUAUAAGGGCUUUUUGAACUCGUGUCAUUUUUCACGGGAAUUAAGGUUUUCAAUUUUUAGAACGCAGUUAUUUAUAAUCGAUACUAAUUCAUAAGGAUCCGAAAAAGAAAUUGAACAUAUUAUAAUAUAUAAAAUAACUUUGGUGCCCACAAUAUUACUAAAUGUACAAAACUAAUGUUAUUAGAAAUUAAAUAUUUAAUAGA
Metopolophium dirhodum (rose-grain aphid) is the source of this 1521-nucleotide messenger RNA. RefSeq lists its product as uncharacterized. Bases 252 to 878 code for a protein of 208 amino acids. The transcript has 4 exons. The record is from RefSeq and is a predicted model, not a curated record. Lineage: Eukaryota; Metazoa; Arthropoda; Insecta; Hemiptera; Aphididae.